Messenger RNA from Helobdella robusta, 2043 nucleotides. RefSeq lists its product as hypothetical. Bases 1 to 2043 code for a protein of 680 amino acids. Lineage: Eukaryota; Metazoa; Annelida; Clitellata; Rhynchobdellida; Glossiphoniidae. Gene Ontology annotation, molecular function: D-glucose:sodium symporter activity. Gene Ontology annotation, cellular component: plasma membrane. Gene Ontology annotation, biological process: transmembrane transport. The transcript has 12 exons. The record is from RefSeq and is a predicted model, not a curated record.
AUGAUAGAAUACAAAGGAGGCAAGCUUUCAACCCUGUUCACAAGUCUAUUUUCUUUUCUCUUUUUGUAUGAAAUAUUCUUCCAAUCAUCUUGUACAACAUUGUCUACGCUUGGAAUAUCAGGUAAUGAUCUUUUUACAGGGGUGUCAUCUUUAGAUGAGCAGGUAGUCACCCUGCCCGAGUACAUGAAGAAGAGGUUUGCCAGUGAAAGAAUUCGGACAUAUCUGGCUGUUCUCUCACUCAUGCUCUACAUCUUCACUAAGAUCUCCGUAAGAUGCUGUGGUCUAGCGGCUGUCAUCUACACGGACACGCUGCAGGCAUUCGUUAUGGUCGUUGGAGCCAUCGUCCUCACCGUACUCAGCUUCAUCAAAGUGGGCGGUUAUGCAGAACUGUACAGGAGGUACCCACUUGCCAUCGCAACAAACAACAUCUCACACCUCUCGUCCUACAACAAUAUCAACAACAACAACAACAUCAACAACAACAUCAACAGCAGUCUCAUUUUUCUGAUGCCCAUUGGAAACAUCAGCCUCAACAAUGCUAGCUUAUACACGUCAGCCACAAGAAGCAACUCAACCUGCGGCGUGCCCAGUCCACAUGCAUGGGACAUGUUGAGGGGGCCCACUGAUCCUGAUAUGCCCUGGCCUGGUUUCUUAUUGGGUCAAACUCCUGCUUCUAUCUGGUACUGGUGUGCCGACCAAAUGAUAGUUCAAAGAACAUUGGCGGCAAAGAGUUUGAGCCACGCACAGGGUAGCACGUUGUUUGCUGGGUUCCUGAAGGUUCUGCCUGUCUUCAUUCUUGUGCUGCCUGGCAUGAUCAGUAGAGUGCUCUUCACUGAGGAGGUGGCAUGUAUUGAUCCAGACAUCUGCAUGAAAGUCUGUCAGAACAAGAUGGGAUGUAGCAACAUUGCAUUUCCUAAACUGGUGCUUGAGAUCAUGCCUGCUGGGUUGAGAGGGAUCAUGAUGUCUGUCAUGCUGGCUGCCCUUGUGAGUGACCUGACCUCAAUAUUCAACAGUGCCAGCACUUUGUUUACUAUGGACAUUUAUGGCAGAUUUCGAAGACAUGCUGCCAACAGAGAACUCAUGAUUGUUGGGAGAGUAUUUGCCUGUUUCAUGGUGUUGGUGGGUAUUGCAUGGAUACCCAUCAUACAAAACAUGCAAGGAGCCCAGCUGUACAUCUACAUCCAAUCAAUAGGUGCCUACUUGUCCCCUCCAAUAGCAGCCGUUUAUUUACUCGCCCUUCUCUGGCCACGAGCCAAUGAAAAGGGAGCCUUCUGGGCCUUGAUGAUUGGUUUGUUAAUUGGGUCGGUUCGAAUGAUAUUGAACUUUGUGUACCCUGACCCACAUUGUGACGAAUCAGAUGACAGAAACAUCCUCAUACGUUUGCAUUACAUGUAUUUUGCGGUUGCUCUCUUUGUGAUCGCCGUAGCAACUGAUGUGCUGGUCAGCUUGUUGACCAAGAAACCGUCUGAAGAACAGCUGCAUCUGACGACGUACUGGACGAGACAGGGAGCGUCAGUGGGAGGUGAUGUGUCGCCCAGAGAUGAGAUCAUCGUCGAAAGGUUGAAAUCCUCCUCAUAUGAUGCCACCAACGUUUCAACCAACCCCAGCAUCCACAGCGUUCCUGGGAAUGAUGAUGAACAUGCUAACCCAUCCUUCAGUAAUAUCCACGACAAUGGUGAUGUCGUCAUAACCGAAUUUAAAUACAUCAACACUGCAGCUGAACAUGCUGUGAAGAGUGAUUCGCCUGCCGUCAUGAGCCAAACAAUUUCGCGCUCCACGACCCAUCAGGACUCUCACCAAUCAUUUUCCGUCAGUCAUAUUCUGAAGGAAUGGUUCAAAUGGUUCUGCGGUAUGAACGCCGCUGAUGACGAUGUCGAUUCAAUCAUCAAAACGAAAACAAAUUUGGAAGAUUUGAAGCAGUUGAAACAAACGCGGAAAGAAAAAAUUGUCCUUUACAUCUUCCUCAUCAUUCUUCUCGUACUUACCACAGUUCUCUUUAUUGUCUUCAGUUUGGGAAGUGAUCUUGGAUUGUUGAGAAAGUAA